Molecule: messenger RNA, 1710 nt
Organism: Ipomoea nil (Japanese morning glory)
Lineage: Eukaryota; Viridiplantae; Streptophyta; Magnoliopsida; Solanales; Convolvulaceae
Exons: 4
Coding region: 1-1710 (569 amino acids)
Biological process (GO): telomere maintenance; DNA repair
Molecular function (GO): DNA helicase activity
Source: RefSeq, a predicted model, not a curated record
AUGGCCGGUCUGUCAUGCGUAAUGUCCCGUUCAAUCAAGUAUUUGUUCAAGUACGUCAACAAGGGCCAUGACAGGGUAACAGCAGAGUUUUUCAAAGCCAACUGCGAUGCAGAAUGUCCAAAAGUUAUUGAUGAAAUCAGUAUGUUCUAUGAUUUUUGGUACAUCUCUCCAUGUGAAGCAUCUUGGCGAUUAUUUGGAUUUGAUAUACAGUUAAGGACACCAGCUGUUGAGCGAUUAAGCUUUCACUUGCCAAAUCAACAAAGUGGCGUAUUUGCAGAUGAUGAUCCAGUUGAUAACAUACUAAGCCGUCCAACAAUCAUGUUCUUAGAAUGGUUUGAGGCAAAUAAAACCUACCCAGCUGCAAGACAACUGACAUAUGCCGAAAUGCCAACUAAAUUUGUAUGGAAGAAAGAUGUUAGGAAAUGGCAACCAAGGAAAAGAGGAUUUGCAAUAGGUAGAGUUUUCUAUGUGCCACCUGGUACAGGGGAGAUAUUUUAUUUGAAAUGUCUUUUGAAUAAAGUAAAAGGGCCCACAUGUUUUUUGGACAUAAAAAAAAAAGUAGACGGUGUGCAAUAUGAAUCUUUCAGGGAUGCGUGUUCUGCAAGAGGAUUAGUCGACGGCGACAGGGAAUAUGUUCAUGCUAUAGAAGAAGAAAGUCAAUGGGCGACAGGUGUAAAUUUGAGAAUAUUGUUUGUCACCCUAUUAAUGUCAAACUCAAUGGGAAAACCAGAAGUUGUGUGGGAAGCUGCCUGGCACUAUUUGGCUGAGGAUGCACAAUUCAAGAUUAGUGCUCAAUUGGGGAUUACAGAUUUGAUUUUAUCUGAAGAUGAGAAAAAGAAUUUUGCACUUCAUGAGAUACAAAUAAUGUUUUCUGCUAUGGGAAAGAGUUUGAAAGACUUUCUGUUGAUGCCAAAUGAUAAAUUGGUGCAUCAACUCACCGAAGAACAAAGGGCUAUAUAUGGAGAAGUAUUGCAAGAUGCUGAGAAUAAUCUGGGAGGCCUGUUUUUUGUUUAUGGAUACGGUGGAAUGGGAAAAACAUUCUUAUGGAGAGCAUUGUCUUCUGCUUUAAGGUCAAAGGGUGAUAUAGUUUUAAACGUGGCAUCAAGUGGCAUAGCAUCUCUUCUACUACCAGGAGGUAGAACUGCGCAUUCAAGAUUUUCAAUACCAAUAGCUGUUAAUGAAGAUUCAACCUGCAACAUCAGUCAAAGUAGUCCUUUGGCACAGUUGAUAAUGCAAAGUAAGUUGAUCAUUUGGGAUGAGGCACCGAUGAUGCAUAAGUUUUGCUUUGAAGCUUUAGACUGUACUAUGAGAGAUAUCAUGCGUGCUAAAAAUCCAAAAAGCUUGGAUAUGACUUUUGGUGGGAAAACCGUGGUGUUAGGUGGAGAUUUCAGACAGAUUCUACCAGUCAUUCCAAAGGGAACCAGGCAAGAUAUUGUUGGAGCAAGUAUAAAUGCAUCAUAUCUUUGGAGAAGCUGUAAAGUAUUUAGGCUAACAAAGAAUCUCAGGCUUAGGUCAUUGCAAUCAGAUACUGAAGUUAAAGAGAUUGAAAAAUUUGCAAAGUGGAUUGCUAAUAUAGGUGAUGGAACAAUUGGUGAUUGUUUGCAUGGAGAAUGUGAGAUAAAUAUUCCUGAAGAAUUAGUGCUAAUUUGUGUUGAGGAUCCAAUUUCUACAAUUGUUGAUAACAUAUUCCCUAUGUUCUGCAGUGGUUAG